Molecule: messenger RNA, 4453 nt
Organism: Bombus terrestris (buff-tailed bumblebee)
Lineage: Eukaryota; Metazoa; Arthropoda; Insecta; Hymenoptera; Apidae
Product: tumor necrosis factor receptor superfamily member 4
Exons: 3
Coding region: 303-836 (177 amino acids)
Biological process (GO): inflammatory response
Molecular function (GO): protein binding; tumor necrosis factor receptor activity
Source: RefSeq, a predicted model, not a curated record
AACAGCUGCACUGUUGCUGUUCCCUCAAUUCACGCUCAGCCUCCGUCGAAGUCGGUUCUUUUUCAUCAAUCUUUUCCAGUGCGAAGCUAUUUAACUGGUUAGAAAGGGAAACGAAAACAUCAAGCGUCUUAUUAACAAAACCGAUCGAGUUACUUGAUUCGAACUACUUACGAGCCGGUGUUCGUGAUCGAUGUGCACCUGCAAGGAAUAGCGUGGGAUGCUGUAAGCCAAGGUGACUGCCGGCUAACAUCGCAGCUACUUGGACGUGAAACGUAUCGACAGGGAACGAUAACCGAACGAGGAUGCUUCCUGCUAGAAGAUUAAUCGUUGCCGUGUUUGGUGUUUGCUUGUUGACCGCUCUUCUAGAGGUGAGCGAAGCCAGGCCGCACAUCAGGCAUCAGAAAGGCGGCAGCCAUUGUAGCAGAUGCGGUCCAGGCUGGGGCGCCGUGAACCAUUGCGUCCGUGGCCGUGACACCGAAUGCGGCAAAUGCGCACCAGGCACCUACAGCCCCCACCACAGCACCCAGCCCUGCUGGAUCUGUUCUAGGUGCGGUCCAGGCCUCUACGAGGCGCAUCCUUGCACUUCCAGAACGGAUACCGUCUGCGACUCCUGUCACAGGCCUGCUCCGGAUAAUCUCGACUAUCGAAACAAGUGUAAAGGCCGAACGACGAAUUUGUUUCUCGCACCGGAGGACGCGUUCGACACUGCAGAGCAGAGUAUCUUGGUGAACGAACCCGAUGGACAGGAUCGGUUGCCUGACGGAGACAAAGUGCUGGAGAAAGACGCCGAGGCGGCCAUUAUCAAUAGAGAAUUUAAUUCUUUGGAAAGGUUCUAGGACUGUAAUCGUUUGGUAUAGUUGCUGUUACUUUGUUUCCAUUUUUAAGGAAACGCUUUCUAAAGAUAUUACCGCGUUCGGUUAAUCCGAACGAAAGAAUCGCCUAUUACCGUUGAGUUUUAGUCGCCGAUGAUCCGCCAUUCUCUUCUUCUAAAAGUAGUAGACAAAAAUUCUACUUUCUAAGACUUGGCGAUCUUCUAACAUUCCGCGACUACAAUAUCUCGACGAACCGCGAAGAGGACACUUUCAUUUCCUGAUAUCGUUUGAAACGUUCCUACGGUUCUACAAGAUCCUGCUCGGAUGAGUAAAUCGGGAUUGGAGAUCGAGAGGAAUCUUUCUCCCGGGAUAUCGGGUUUCCUUGAAUCGUCUGGAGAAAAUUGCAAGAUCCAGCCGUGUGGAAUACCGAAUACCCUUUAGAAAUUCAUAAGGCGAAGAGAGGACGAUUAAGAAAGUUUUCGACUUUGAAUAGAAGCGGAAGAUCGUGGAUUAAGACUCGUUAGCCCCGUCGAGUUCGUUUGCAAGCUUUGAGACUGUCGAUCAGAUCGAAGGAUUUUAAAAUCGCUGAUCGAAUUUAAAAUGUUGAUCGAGAGAAAGAUCGAAUUAUUGGAACAUAUUGUUAUUCAAAUGAUCGAUAUUUGCGCUUCGAAUCAAGGCUCGACUGGUCAACGUCUACCACUUGUCAACGCUGGUGCUCGAUAUUUUUCUUUUUGUUUUUUCAAUUUUCCUAUUACGUACCUUUUUCUUGUAUAUUUUAAUAAUACGUAUAAGUAUUCGAGAAGGAGAAUUGGUCGGCUUAGAUCGAUCCCUCGUUGCUAGUCAGUUAACCACUAAGUAGUCGAUAAGAGGUAUCAUAUGGAAUCGACACGAGGUAAUAUUUAAACAGCAGUGUAUACCGUACGCGUAUGCCGUCAUAGUUCAACUCUAAACGUCAUCUUCCACCGAGCGAUAUAUCGCACCUUUGAUGUCGACAGGUCGUUAAUCAUGGUACUCGGAAAGUCCAGUUCAUCAUGGCGUUCAAUCUCUUUCGACAAAAUAUCUCCGAUUGUCUCGCAUGGGAUACAGUAUGAGAAUUUCGAACGGUAAGACUAGGAAGCUUGUGUUGGUUUUGAAAUGACGUCUAAUCGGUUAUGUCAGUUUGCCGAUUAAUGCCAAUAAAUACGAGAUACUUAGCUGCGAUUUUCUAGAGUACCUUUGAUUAAUAUUCGGCAUUUGCUUGAACCUAACGGGACAAUCGUUUGGGCACGUUCCAACUGUAGAUUCCUGUAUGAUAUAAUAUAUUAUAAGUAUAUUUAUAUGUAUAUACCCAAAGAUCUCCUUCGUAUUGUCUGCAUAUACGCAAAUUCUCUCUGCAGAAUUCUUUCAUUCGAAGAAGGUAAAAAUUCUUUCUCUUUCUUCUUUCGUAAUUAUUUAGAAAGUUGCCACCAUCUUGGAUCUCGUUGAUAUUUUUAAUAUGUUGCCUAUAACGUUAAUACGUUGGUAAUUAGUUUCCAUGAUAUUCGCAAAAAGAACAGUCGGUACUACCACAGUGAAUUCUACCUAUAAUUGUGCAUCCGUGACAGCGUACGCGUUAGUAUCGGUUACCGUAUAAAAUCACACCUAAUCCAAACCUAAUUCUUAUCUUCUGUUUACAGCUUAUAUAGGUUUGAUGGGUUAGGUGUCGUUCUAUCCCGGCAACCAAUACCAACGCGUGUAUGCUGUCAGUUACUUGCGAAUAUCGAUGCCGACAGUUUCUUACGAAUUUCUGAAAUACUAAAAAUUUCUAAAAGAUAGGCGCCAGUAAACGCGUAAAGGAAAAAGUUGUUCGAAAUGUUGACUUCUACGAUACAUUGAGAAAAUCAUCGAAAUCCAACAUGUCGGCAGCUUUCUAAAUAAUUGCCGAAAAUUUGUAUAUCCGCAUAUCUCUAAAUUUUCGAACGGCACUAUAUGUCGGGAAUUAUUAUUCGAGAAAUUGCGAAGAUCUCUUUAGAAAAAUUCGUUGUUAUAGGACGAGCGUAUUUCGAUGUUACUCGAUAUGUAUACACGCCAUUAGAUAUCAUCCGUGUACGCAAAGCGUGUAAAUACAUUUCUGUAAAUAUAGGAACGAUGACGGUACGAUUCAGUUGCUGUGUUAAAAUCUGUUACAACAAUGGAAAUGAGCAUUUCCGUUAUUCGUCCAAUAUUUUGUUUAUCGGACUUUUGCGAAUCUUAUAAUUAUAUUUUUCUCUGCCGCGAUGAAACGAUUAAUGGAACGAAAAAUACUGCAAAAAGUUGCAACGUUCGAAUAUUCAACGAGGUGAAUGAUCGAAAACUCAACUCUUUUAGUGAAAUGUUCGCCGCUCGAAAUAUUUCAUAUUUAUUUAUCAAGUUAUUUAUUUUAUCUGGACUAUUUUGAGAACUGCAUCUACGUGUAGUAGUAUCUAUAUAAAAACGAAAUGUUGUGGCGAAUUAACAUUUUCUUGUCCUGCAUAAUUGAAAGUCGAUUAUUCGUAUAUAUUUCGUUGCCGGGAGAUUACAGGAAGGCGAGACGCAUGGAUUUUCGCACAGACACUGUCGAAUCUCGAUCGCGGAUGGAAAUUCACGAAAGCACCAUUAUACUUUUUAUCCGUUUUAUUUAUUUACGCCAAUGUUCGUUCCUUCGAUGGACGUAGUCGCGAGAGACACGUCUACUAUAUGGACACAAUAAAGUACAGACAUAAUACUCUAUGUAAGAUCUUUUUUGUUUUCAUACAACCUUCUGCUCUAUCGUGUUCACGCUCGAAAAACCAUAUAAAGAGCCUAUAUAGUAUAUACGUUUCUUCGAUGCUCAAAUAUACGAUUAUAUAGAUAUAACCUCGAAGUGAAACUAUUGUCGCGUCUUGACGAAGUACGUAACAUUUCGUAUCAGGUAUUAUACGAUUCGUCAAAUAUUAAUCGUUAUCGUUUGAAUUAUUUAUGCACGAUGCGCUACCAUGUAUAUACACGAUAAUCGUAUGAUCGGAGAAAAAUGAAAAUAAUUACUCGCGAAAUGCUACAAUAUAUGGGUCAUAUACAUAUGUGCUGUUCGACGAUAGCUUUAUUCUCUAUUCGCUUUUAUCCGUAAAGGUGAUCAUUUCGAUUUGCAUUGAAAAUGAUACGUCGUUACUUGGUAUUGGCAAUUGCAAAUACUCGAGAAUCUCGAACGAUAACGGUAGUUUCACCGUAAAGCCGAAAUUCGAAUAUUCAACGUUUCGGAUUAGAUACUAACUUCGCUCGAUGUUGCGUUAUUUCGCUGCUACCAUGUUAUAUUAACAUGAUUCUAAGUCUUACAUCAUAUAUCUACGGAUCUUAGAAAAAUGUUAUUCAUUUUAUUUACUUUCUCCCGUAAAGAUGAUCUCAGUCAAUUGGUAGCAAUGGGGAACGUUUGCAUUGUGGAUCGUAUCGUAGUUUACAGUUUACGCGAAGGAAAUCUAGACAAAUUCGGUUACCUUGCAAGAAGUUUGUUCGUGUGAUCGAGAAUCAUUACAUCGAUGACGAUGUCGAUAAUAUAAUGCUCUAUAAAUGAAAUGUGAAACAACGUCGUUAUAUUCUCGUGCGGUAAAAUCUACCUAUAAAAAUAACUUACUGUAAAAUAUGCUGCAAUGGGAUCAAUACGAGUACAAAUAAAACAUUCCUCGCAUCGA